Molecule: messenger RNA, 1059 nt
Organism: Microthlaspi erraticum
Lineage: Eukaryota; Viridiplantae; Streptophyta; Magnoliopsida; Brassicales; Brassicaceae
Source: the annotation of a GenBank genome assembly
AUGUUGCUUCUGGACGUUCGCACUAUCGUAGUUGAUCUAGAACAGGGUAAAUGUGAGUGUGGAGUGUUCCAAGUCGAGAAAAUGCCCUGUACACAUGUCCUUGCAGCGCUUGCCUCAGCUGGUGUGCACGUCUCACACCAUACAUGUGACACAUACUCGCAGGAAUGCUUGUAUGCGACCUACGCCCAUCCUAUAUAUCCUGAGGAGGAAAUUGACAACCACAAGAAGAAGAGCGAGCGGUGCCGACCUCCAAAACCGAAGGAUGGGCCUGGUCGUAAGAAGAAAUCAAGAUGGCAGUCGUGGCUGGAAAUUUCUAGGAAGUCUAAGAAGAAAGGCAAGAGUCGAAGGAAGAAGCCCAAAGUUUACAGCUGCUCCAAAUGCAAGCAACCAGGACAUACGCGCCCGUGUCCAAGCCUGCUGAGAAGUAAACUCGGCGGUGAUAUGAUCAUGGAGGAGGUUGCUGGGAACUUGGAUCAGGAAGCAGCUGGAGAGCUUGAACCAGAGGAGGAGCAGCUUGAACCUGAGGAAGCUCUGGAAGCCUUGGCCUUACCAACUGGUCCCAUCACAAGGUCCCAGACUAAGAUGCUCAACCAAGACAUUGGAAGAGUACUUAGCCGUUUGAGUCGGCAUGAUCAGGAGCUUAAACAUUCCACUUUGCCAUUCAAUCCAUUCUCAUCUAUCCCUUACUUUGAUCCAUUCAUCACUUCAUCAUCUCAAUCCAUUCCGCCAAGUUCUCUGGUUCCAUUCAUUCCAUCAUCAAUAUUCAACCUCUACUUGCUUCAAAGUGCCGAUCCUCAACAAGGGGUCUAUCAGGCGGUCUACGAGCGGUCUUCCGGAGGUCUACGAGGCUUUCACGUAGCUUCUCUGGAGGUCUACGAGGCUUUAACGGAAAUUCAGUGGAGGUUUACGAUGCCUACUAGACGUUAUCUCGCGAUCUGCUUAUACAUUCGUGGAGGUCUACGAGAUGUUCUCUGGCGGUCUAUUAUUGCUUUCGUACUAUUUGAUCAUUAUUAUUGUUUAAUACUAAGUGAUGAUUUCCUUGUUCGAGACAAGCCCUAA